AUGCUAGGAGCCCAAUUCCAACUUCGUACAUCCAGUGGUUUCAACACUCUGAAAACAACAGAUCAAAGACAUCACCCGAAUUGUCGUUUAAUCUCACCGCAAAGAACUGGUCCUCCUGUUUCUUCCUCUUCCUCUUCUUCUUCUUCUUCUUCUUCUUCCUUUCGCUUCUCAAUUAAGAGAAUACGAUGUCGCUUCCAAUGUCCCAGAUCAAUAACAGUUUCUUGUAAGGCUUCUAGUGGUAGCAGUGGAUCCACUAAUGCUCAUAAUGAUCAUGAUCUUGAUUAUCUCCCAGCUUCCCUUCUUGUUUCAGAGACAGUCUCUCACUAUCGAAUGCGGAAGCAAGGAUUUCAAGAAGAGAUUAGAUGGCAUCCAUCUGGUAAAUUAGUAUCUCCUUUUGGUGUGCAAGCAAGAAAGGAAGCAAGGCCUGAUAUGGGUCUAUUAGGACAUGGUUUUCUUCGUCGAUUUCAAAGUCCCACGAUUUUCCUUAAAGUUUCUUGUGAUGGUGACUUUGUGCUGCCGAUUAUUGUUGGGGAGUUUGCUAUUGAGAAACUGAUAGAUGGAAUGCAAGGAGAUGAAAAUGCAGUUUGUGCUGAUCAGUUCCAGCUAGUGGGAAACGUAGCAGAAGAGCUUGGAUAUGAUGUAAAAAUGGUACGGAUUACAGAAAGAGUGGCAAAUACUUACUUGGCAAGAUUAUGUUUUAGCAAGCCAGGGGAAAAUGAUAUUCUUAGUGUGGAUGCACGGCCGUCGGAUGCCAUAAAUGUGGCAAGCAGAUGUAAGGCACCAAUUUAUAUAAGUAAACAAAUUGUUUUUACGGAUGCUAUUCGAAUUGGUUAUGGGGUCGGAAGAGGGCAUGAUACAAAGCCUACUUAUGAUGUGUCCCUUGAUAGUGCCGCUGAUGGUCCAGACUCACUGGUUGAGGAACUUGAUCUUGUAAGGAAUAUGAAUUUAGCCGCUAAAGAGGAAAGUCACACAAUGAAAGCUGUUGCAUAUUACAAUCAGUUGAUAUUGAUUACCGACUCUUGCAGCCAUGUGGAGAGACAGACUAAUGGAGCUUCGCAAGUCAAGAAAGGAACAUUAGCCGACUUAAGUGUGUGGCUUGUGACUGGUCUGUUUGAGCUUGGUUCAUAUGUAGUUUCAGAUGAAAUUUGA
This is a messenger RNA of Dovyalis caffra, 1149 nucleotides long. The record is from the annotation of a GenBank genome assembly. Lineage: Eukaryota; Viridiplantae; Streptophyta; Magnoliopsida; Malpighiales; Salicaceae.